Molecule: messenger RNA, 312 nt
Organism: Ilex paraguariensis (yerba mate)
Lineage: Eukaryota; Viridiplantae; Streptophyta; Magnoliopsida; Aquifoliales; Aquifoliaceae
Source: the annotation of a GenBank genome assembly
AUGUCUGGUCGUGGCAAGGGAGGUAAAGGCUUGGGUAAGGGCGGAGCGAAACGGCACCGGAAGGUCCUCAGAGACAACAUUCAGGGGAUCACAAAGCCGGCGAUUCGGAGGCUAGCGAGGAGAGGAGGAGUGAAGAGGAUCAGUGGGCUGAUCUACGAGGAGACCAGAGGUGUGCUCAAGAUUUUCUUGGAGAAUGUGAUUCGCGAUGCUGUGACCUACACUGAGCAUGCUAGGAGGAAGACGGUGACCGCCAUGGAUGUUGUUUAUGCUCUGAAGAGACAGGGCAGAACUUUGUAUGGGUUUGGUGGUUGA